Antechinus flavipes (yellow-footed antechinus) is the source of this 3437-nucleotide messenger RNA. RefSeq names its product HSPB1 associated protein 1 (gene HSPBAP1). Gene Ontology annotation, molecular function: 2-oxoglutarate-dependent dioxygenase activity. NCBI's taxonomy places the organism in Eukaryota, Metazoa, Chordata, Mammalia, Dasyuromorphia, Dasyuridae. The transcript is spliced from 9 exons. The coding region runs from base 260 to 1636 and encodes 458 amino acids. The record is from RefSeq and is a predicted model, not a curated record.
AGCCUGAGGAGUUUGGCACUGGAGUGGCUAUGGCUACCGUGGGGGGAAUGGGUCGGAUCGGGGACCGUGGUGCAAGUGAAAAAGAUAAGGAAAUGAAAGCUGAGAGAGGUUAAGCAACUUGCCCAGAGUAAGUUUCUGAAGAGUAUUUGAAUCAAUCUUCCUAACUUCAAACCUUUUUUUUUGAUAUGACCACUGGCCUGCAUUGCUAUAAGGUGAAGUUGUCAAACCUUUUACUCCAGAGAAAGCAAAAGAAAUUAUAAUGUCUUUGCAACAGCCAGCAAUCUUCUGCAACAUGGUUUUUGAUUGGCCAGCCCAACACUGGAAUGCUAAAUACCUUUCAAAGCUCUUAUGUGGAAAGCAGAUACGAUUCAGAAUGGGAAUGAAAAAAAUAGAUACAGUUCCUCAGUUUGAAACUGUGUGCAGUUAUGUAGAUGCUACACUUGAGGAAUUUCUAGCCUGGAACUGUGGCCAAGGUGUUAGCAUUGAUGGGCCAUUUAGCCAUUAUGAUAAUUCCAGAUUCUGGGCUUAUGCUGACUACAAAUAUCUCGCCAGUGUAUUUCAAGAUAAUACAGAUGUUUUGCAGAAUAUAGUAUGGUCUGACUUUGGCUUUCCUGGAAGAAAUGGAAGAGAAAGCACAUUGUGGAUUGGCUCAAUGGGAGCCAACACACCCUGCCAUUUGGACUCCUAUGGUUGUAACUUAGUAUUCCAGGUACAAGGAAGGAAAAGAUGGCAUCUCUUCCCUCCUGAAGAUACUGCUUUUCUUUAUCCAACCAGAAUCCCAUAUGAAGAAUCUAGUGUUUUCAGCAAAGUGAAUGUUGUCAAUCCUGAUUUAAAACACUUUCCUCAGUUUUUGAAAGCUCAAAGACAUAUGGUUACACUGUACCCAGGACAGGUCUUGUUUGUUCCCAGGCAUUGGUGGCAUUAUGUAGAAUCCAUUGACCCCAUCACUGUCAGUAUAAACUCAUGGAUUGAACUGGAGGAGGAUCACCAAGCUCGAGUAGAAGAGGCCAUCACCCGAAUGCUAGUGUGUGCCAUAAAAGCUGCAGAAGAUCCCACUAAUACCAAAACUUGGUUAAACCCUACAGAAGUAGAGGGAACAUCUCAUGAAAUCAAUUGUCAGUACUUAAAUGGAGCCCUUUCUGCUUAUUUGGAACACAAUAAAAUAGCAGAAAGAUUAACACCUACAGAGUUCCAAAAAAAUGGUGAACACAGAGUGGAGACAUCCUUGAAAAAAAGGAAGUUGGAUGCACACAUCAGAGCAAAGAAGAAAAAAUCAUCUUCUCAUAAAUUAGCUACAGGUACAGCUAAGCCCGAGAAGAUUCCCUUUGGCCUGGAUCUAAUUCCAGUAUUACCCAGUCUUCAAGAUGAAUCUUCAGAAAGAGGAAUAGUUGAGAGUGAUGUUAAAGACCUUGUCAAGGAAAAUGAGGGACAGCUGGGGAAAUUAAAUUCUGCAGAAGAGCAAUUAGUAAUGAAUAAAGCUGAGACACCACUUGCAGAUAGCAUUGUUUCUGAUAGCACCACAUGCCCUUCUCAACCACUCAUCUCUACAGAUGACUUUCUAGAUUGUUUGGUGAAUCCAAAAGUAAUCGGUCUGGUAGCACAACUUUUGUUACAGAAAAGAACUUGUAACUUCUAAGUAUAAUUUUUUUUUAAAUUUAAGUGAUACUACAUUAAAAGAUAUUUUUCCUUUCUUAAAAUAUAUUUUAAAGUAACUUAUUAGCUUUUGCCUUGUCAUUUAGGGUAAGUGGGUGUGAGAAUUAGCAAAUGAAAUAUGCUACAGUAUUUCCAUACAGUGAUGGUUCAAAAUUAAUGAUGAAACUGGCGUUUAUUUCAUUUAUUUAUUUAUUUAUUUUUGCUGUAUUGAUUGCUCUUUCCUCCCAUGGCAUUCAGGGUGCUGUGCUAAAAUUACUUUAUUGGGGCAGCAAAGGUGGCACGUAGAUAGAAUACCAACCCUGGAGUCAAGAGGAUCUAAAUUCAGAUCCAGUCUCAGAUACUUGACACUUACUGUAUGAUCCUGGGCAAAUUACUUAUUCCCAAUUGCCUCAGAAAAAGGUAAUAAAAUUAUUUUAUCUGUGCCUCUUUUUAAUGAAGUAGUGGUAUAGAAUAGGUAAGAUGGAAAAAUUGAGUCAGAAAAAGACAAUGAUAAUCAACAGAACAACUGCACUUUAGAUCUUAAUCCUGUAGGACAAUAGAAUUUUAGAUCUGCAAGGUUUUUGUAGAUUAAAGAACCUCAUAGAAUUUACUCAAUUCCACGUGGCUGAUAAAUGAUUAAAUUUGUGGCAGGACUUGAAAUUCCUGCUUCUUCAUCUAGUAUGAAACCAUGCCAUCUGCUUAGAAUUUGCUUGGCACCUCAGCCAUAAAGAGAAGAGAACUUCACCUCACUAAUACACAGACUUGUAUUGUAUCUGUACCAAUGACAUAUCCAGAAAGUAAACAUAGCUGAAGCAACUCUACCAGGGAGUAUGAUCAGAAAUUCAGCUCCAUUAGGGCCUACUCCCUUGUCUCUGCCUCAUAACAGUGUGAAGAAAUAUCCUUUGCUCUAGUCCUCUCAAGAGCUUUUUGAUUUUAAAAUCUUAAAAGCUAGAUUCUCAUUAAUCCUGGUGUCUGAAUUCACCUUUGAACAAAGUUCUCUAAUCCUUUUGUCCCUUCCCACUUCACUUGGACCUCUUUCUGAUUGCCAUGACUAGCAGUAAUAGAGAUUUAGAAAUAGAAGCUUCCUAAUAGAGCAGCUCCCCAACUCCACAGAAUGGAAUGCAUGACUUAAUGAGAGCAUCAAAUUCCACUCCAAUGGUAACACGGAGGAAAAAAUGUCAGGAAAUUUUAGAAGGGUCUCCAUUACCUAUAGAUAACAAGAUUGGACCAGAUAAUCUAAAUAUUGUGGUUUUAUGAUUCAACUUUUUAAAUUAGCACAUGUAGGUUUUAUAUAUAUGAAUAAGAAAAUCACCAUGUCGUGUAUAAUUUGAUGUUAGAUUCUUAAGUGCAGUUAUGCCCAACCCUGACUCACUAAUACCUCCAGAUACUCCUAAUUAUCCAAGAGCUAUCAUAAUUUUAAAAGAAAAUUGUUGUCUGUGAGGAAAAUUGCCAUAUUAGAAGUCUGAAAGGCAUGGGUUGAGAUUCCAAUCCAGUUGCCUACUAUCUGUAUAAUCUUGGACAAGUCACCCUGGGCCUUAACUUCCUCAAAUAUAAAAUGAUAAAUUUUUAAAAAUCACUAAAAUAACUCAUUUAGGCUAAACACUUUAAAAGACAUGGCAUUCAAAAUCCAUUUAAUAUGAUUUUUAAAAAAAUUUUUUUAGCUCAAAGAGCUAAUAUUUGCAAUGGAAAAACACUAAUUUUUUGGGGAGGGGGAAGGAGAGAGAGUUCUGUAUGUAACUUCAAAUCUCCAUUUUGUAGCACUUGAUGUCCUUAAGUAUUUAAUAAAUCCCAAGCAUUAAUAUGGA